Molecule: messenger RNA, 2427 nt
Organism: Colias croceus (clouded yellow)
Lineage: Eukaryota; Metazoa; Arthropoda; Insecta; Lepidoptera; Pieridae
Gene: Orc3
Product: origin recognition complex subunit 3
Exons: 13
Coding region: 187-2367 (726 amino acids)
Biological process (GO): DNA replication; DNA replication initiation
Cellular component (GO): nuclear pre-replicative complex; DNA replication preinitiation complex; nuclear origin of replication recognition complex
Molecular function (GO): DNA replication origin binding
Source: RefSeq, a predicted model, not a curated record
GUAACUGGCUGUGAGUGCGAGUAUAAAUUUAAAUUUAAAUUUAAAACCUAUUUCAUUUAAUGGAAAUUGUAUUUAUUCAAUAGUGGUUAACUAAACUUUUGCUAAUAUAACUUUUACGAUAGAAGUUAAGAAUCAAUGUUUUGUAUAACAAUAAUUAUACGUAAGAAGUAGGUAUAUGUUAUUGUCAUGGAAUCCACAAUUUCAGUGUCUAAGGGAGUGUUUUUAUUUCCAAAUGGAUUCAAAAAUGUAAAGAAGUCUAAGAAAAAGCACCGGCUUUCUAUGUUUGAUGCUAUUUUUUCAAAGGAGCAAUGGUUUGUUACAUUUAAGAAUAACUGGGAUUCUGUUGAGAUGCAGCUGAAGGAACUACAUGAAAAGACAUAUAGUACUUUACUGAAUGAUAUUGUAAGUUAUUUAAAAACAUCCUAUCAAGACAAUGAAUUAAAUAGUUUAGAGGGAAUUAUACCAAGUGCCACCUUAUUAACUGGAGUCAACCAACCUGAUCAUGUGAACCAGUUUAAAUCUCUUAUUAGUAUAUUGAGGGAAGAAGUGACCCCAUAUGUAGCUAUGGUCAAUUCUCAAGAUGCUUCAUCUGUGAAACAUUUAGUGGAAAGUGCAGUUUGGCAACUGAUUAAUGGGGAAAAUGAAUUUGAUAAUUCUGUGGAGAGUGUUGAUGAGGAUUCUGUACCAAAGCCUAAGCUUAAGAAGAGUCACUGUACAAUGAAGACAUUGUUUAAUUGGUAUAAAAACAAACAGGAAACAUGUUCACCAAAGAAAAAGAAGCAUGCUGUUGUACAGAAAACUUUAAUUAUUAUUAUACCUGACUUUGAAAGCUUUAACUGUAAUAUAUUACAAGACUUUGUUAUGAUCGUAAGUUCGUAUGUAGCUGUACUGCCCAUAGUAUUAGUUUUUGGUGUUGCUACAUCUGUGUCAGCAUUGCAUAAGUCGUUCCCAUAUCAAGUUUCCUCCAAACUUUUGAUAAAAGUAUUUCAUUCCCAUCCUUCCCAUGUUUAUAUGAAUCAAGUAUUAGAGAAUGUUUUUCUGACUCACACCAGCCCAUUUCACUUAUCGGGAAAAGCUUUUGAACUACUGACAGAUGUGUUUUUGUUCUACGAUUUUUCUGUUACUGGUCUCAUUCAAAGUAUUAAGUAUUGCAUGAUGGAUCAUUAUUACGGUGACAAUAUAAAAUCACUUUGCUGUGACAGAGAGAGUAUCGAUGCAGCGGUUGCGAGUUUAUCUUCUGAAGACUUAGAGAACAUAAGACAACUGUUAUCUUUCCGACCAUUUUUAGAAGUGCAAGACUGUCACACUAAGAUUGGGCUCUUUGAAGACAAUAAUUUCUUCAGAGAAGUCUUAAAGAAGGAAAUGCACAAACUGCAUGACUAUGUUUAUAGUUUUUAUUUAUGUGUGAGAUUGCUUGCAUCUUUUCUGAAGGAUCUACCGAAAAAUAUACUAGGGAAGUCAAUACGUGAAAUAUACGCCAGAUGUGCUGUGGAACACGUAACAGAAACAGAAGGUUUCAAAGAAUGUAUGCAGCUAUUAGGUUUUCAAUCGCAAGUCAAAUUGAUAGACAGCAUUCAAAGUGCUAUUAAAGUCGUUAACAAUGUUCUACAAACUAUAUCACCUGUAAAACCUCUACGCUCUACGCCAUCGAAAAAUAAUCAAGUCAAUAUUAGUACAGAGUUAGGAGAGGACUUUGUAAAAAGUGUUAGAGUAUACCUCAUAACGUUUCUGAGGCAAAUCGAAAGUGCAAGUAAUGAAACUAUACAAUCAAGUAAUAAUGAUGAAAUGGAAAUUGAAAAUGAUUUGGAAAAUAUGGACCUCAAAUCGGGGAAUCGUUAUAAAUUGAAAGAGAAACUGCUCAAAGCAACAAGAGUGGAUAGAAUACAAUCGGAAUUUGAAAUGAUAAGAUCAAGAUUUGUCAGUUAUUUGGAAGGAAUGUUUAAAAAAGGUCUUCUUCCGCCGCACACGCAAACAUUUCAUGAAAUUGUAUUCUUUACCGAAGUGUCAAAUGUAAAGAAGCAGAUUGUUGGUUCACCGCGCGGUGCUCUACACAUGGCACUCAGUAACCCAUCGUAUUAUUUACAGUGUUCAUGCUGUAAUUUACCUUCGGUUGAAAGCGUAUCAGAUACGUUGCCAGAUGUGAGUCUUGCGUACAAACUGCACCGGGAGUGUGGGAAACACAUAAAUCUCUAUGAUUGGCUGCAAGCGUUCGCCGCCGUGCUCUGCCCAGAAAGCGAGGAAGAAAAUAGAGCUCAGGAUGUCAAUAUUCAGGUCAGGUUCACGCGGGCGGUGGCCGAGUUGCAGUUCCUUGGUUUUAUCAAGACUUCUAAACGAAAGACAGAUCAUGUAAUGCGUCUCACUUGGUGAUACAGAAAGUUUUUGCGUGUACUUAUUUAUUCUUUAUUUUAAUAAAUUGUGUUCUGCUCA